This is a messenger RNA of Paramacrobiotus metropolitanus, 1559 nucleotides long. RefSeq lists its product as uncharacterized. The record is from RefSeq and is a predicted model, not a curated record. Gene Ontology annotation, biological process: protein phosphorylation. The transcript is spliced from 5 exons. Gene Ontology annotation, molecular function: ATP binding; protein kinase activity. Lineage: Eukaryota; Metazoa; Tardigrada; Eutardigrada; Parachela; Macrobiotidae. Bases 329 to 1285 code for a protein of 318 amino acids.
CGGUCUAUAACGGUGAGUGUUGUUUAUGAAAUCACCACACCAUCCGGCACACGCCACUGUUUUACAAUAAAGCCUUUUCCACGUUUUCAGUUAACAUAGUUCAGUGAAUUCAGUAGGAAUUCUGUAUGUCAGUGGAGUACAAAUACAUCAUGUUGCUGAGCCAUGGGAAUGAAGGAGAAGUCUGCACAGAACUGAUUACGCGCUUCGACAUUGAAAAUUGCCGGCCGCCAUUUCGCUACACGAUAGAUGGGAAACUGGGCGAUGGAGGACUGUGUCGGGGGGUGUUUCUAGUCAGGAAUGACAUAUCCGGACAAAAAUACGCGGCAAAAUGCAUCGGUUUGGGCGCCACAAGUUACGACGCGGACCUGCAACAAAAUAUAAAAGAAUUCAGAUCCAUUUUGCAGAAGUGCGCAUUAUAAUGGAACACGCGCAAGGUGGAACACUACAUCAAAAGAAUCAGAACUUUAAUCUACGACAUCAGCGCUACAGCCAGUUCGACAUCCAUCGCGAUUUAGCGGGAGUUCUCAGUGGCAUUCACUACCUGCAUCAGAGAAGCAUCGUCCAUCGCGAUUUAAAAGGCAGGAACAUCUUGUUCGCAGCCGACGGCACACCGAAGAUCGCCGACUUUGAUUUAAUGGUGCAGCUGGCACAGUCCGCUACCGGUUCACACGAAGUGCGGCGGGGCGACGGCACCACCGUGUACAUGGCUCCGGAGGCUUUCCAGCCGGCCUUUGGUAGACCAGGCCGCGCGGGUGAUGUAUGGGCGCUGGGCUGUGUACUGCUAGAAAUGCUGCACGGACAUGAACCUCGCUUCUUCCGGAAGGAAACCAACGGAGAGGUGGUGCGCUUGAUUAAAGCCGAGGAAAUAGAAAUGGCACUGGCCACCGGCUUGAAACCGUUCUAUGACCACAAUCUUGGCCGUGAUGGCUGUGGGGAUACGCGAGAUUUUCUGGAUUCUGUGGAGCAUUUUCUGGAUUUGUGCUUCCAGCCGCACGUUAGUAAUCGCCCGUCGGCGGAUAAUUUGCUCCAGCACCCUUUCGUGCAGGGAACUCCCUGGCCUGCUGUUCAAGCCAAUCAACCGGGACAUGGGCCGUACAAAGCUAUACGUCCAAGAACCCCUUUGCUUGAUGCUACAGAAGAACAGUCAAGCACCACACUGCAGAACGGCGCUGCAGCACCUAAGUCCGAGACAUGCAAAUGUGUUUGUUACGGUCUGACCAUCGUUGCUGUCACCCUCCUCAUCGCGUUGGUAAUCGUCGUUGUGCUCACAGCAACUUUGCGAUGAAUGAGAACGGUGAUAAUGUUGGGAAGAGAACUGAUUUGGCAACGUCUGCUUCCUUUCCCGCUGCUCCUCACCCUACGAGUUGGGUUUAUGGUUUCCCUGGUUGCCAGAGAAUUCUCGUUUUUUAGCAUGUCCGUUUUAUCACGAGCUCUGUCGCCACCGCGAAAUGUAAACCGCGAAAUGUGCGGCUGCGACCGCCCUAAACUUCUAAUAUUUCGUUUCAUUAGCAUUUUUGUGACAAUUAUGCUUUUUCUAUCAACUUGACAGGGUGUAAAAA